This is a messenger RNA of Hypomesus transpacificus, 4044 nucleotides long. RefSeq names its product caldesmon 1a (gene cald1a). Gene Ontology annotation, cellular component: actin cytoskeleton. Gene Ontology annotation, molecular function: myosin binding; calmodulin binding; actin binding. Gene Ontology annotation, biological process: muscle contraction; angiogenesis; actin filament bundle assembly. Lineage: Eukaryota; Metazoa; Chordata; Actinopteri; Osmeriformes; Osmeridae. The transcript is spliced from 17 exons. The record is from RefSeq and is a predicted model, not a curated record. Bases 401 to 2194 code for a protein of 597 amino acids.
CUCAAAGGGAGCUCUGCCUGCUUGCUAAGAUUCCAAAACUUUCACUCCGUCAGUAUUCAUCUCGACUUUAGCUCUUUGAAAACUUGAAGGUUUAGUUCAUAACUUGUGCACUCGCUUUUAAACGUUUUUUUUUCUUGGCUACUUCAGUAACCGUUUAGGUUGGUGUUGCAAUUAAAGCGGACCGCGACGAUGUUCAGAGCGGGCCAGCUCAUAUGAGAGAUGUGCGAUUACUGUUUAAAGGGAGGGGCUUGCACAGUCCUGUAGUAGGCUAUCAUUGAAUCCUGAGAAAACCGAAGCUCAACUCUGUUCAUCUCCGUUAACUGGCCUUCCUGGCGUUGUCUGUCUGCGGCGAACCCGAAUUAAGAACAAUAACUGUCACUCAACUCAACAGGGCGUAACCAUGGACGACGACUUUGAGCGCCGCCGUGAGCUGAGGAGGCAGAAGAGGGAGGAGAUGAGGCUGGAGGCCGAACGAGUGGCCUACCAGAGAAAUGAUGAGGAUGAGGAAGAGGCGUCCCGGGAGAGGAGACGAAGGGCGCGCCAGGAGAGGAUGAAGAGCAGGGAGGGGGAGGAGUCUAGCGGGCAAACAGACACCUUGGCGAUAAACAACAGCCACAGCGUGACGGAGAGUUCCGGAGGUGGAGAUGACGAGGAGCAGGCUCUGAUGGAGCGCAUGGCCAAGAGGGAGGAGCGACGCCUGCGCCGCCUGAAGGAGGCGCAGGACAGACAACAGGGGGCGGACGCCCCCGACAACGACGCGGCGGCCAACAGCGCCGAAGAGGAGAGGCCGCUCGGACGCAGGGGGCGCUACCACGACAACGAAGAGGAGGAAGAGCAGGGGAGGAAGAUGACGAUGACGCGGGGCAGAGAGGAGGAGGAGGAAGAGAAGGAGGAGGAGGAGGCUGUCCCAGAGGAAGAGGAGGAGAAAGAAGAAGUGGAGGAGGAAAAGCCCAGCAGGUCUUAUAUGAGAGAGCAGGAGUCCUGUGAGGAGAAAACUAACAUGUCACACAUGCAAAACGAGGACCAACAACAACAGCUGAACUCUAACUCAGCAUUAGAACAGAUCCCAGAUCAGCAUGAGUCAGAUGAGGAGGAAGAGGAGGAGGAGAGGAUAGAGAAUGAGGAAGAGGAGGAGGAGGGGAUAGAGAAGGAGGAAGAGGAGGACUGUGAGAGAGCAGAGAAUGGCGUGGGCCUGGUGUCCCAGAGGGGCGGGGCCAGGGAGCAGGGGGAGUGGCAGAGGAAGCAGAACGGAGGCCUGCAUGAGGAGACUCCGCCCAUGCAGAACAGGAAACCAGAGAGAACCCUCAGUCGCGGCAGCAUGCGCGGCCCCGAGCCGGGGGUGGGGGAGGAUCCAGACGACGCUGCCACCCGGCAGGAGGCGGAGCGCAAGCUGGAGGAGCUGAAGCGUCGCCGUGACGACGCGGAGGUGGAGGAGUUUGAGCGGAUGAGGCAGAAGCAGCAGGAGGCGGAGCAGGAGCUGGAGGAGCUGAAGAAGAGGAGGGAGGAGAGGAGGAAGGUUCUGGAGGAGGAGGAGAGGCAGAAGAAGCAGGAGGAUGAGGAGAGAAAGGCACGAGAGGAGGAGGAGAAGAGGAGGAUGAAGGAGGAGAUCGAGAGGAGGAGAGCCGAGGCAGCGGAGAAGAGGCAGAAGGUGGAGGACACGAUGGAGGGAGGAGAGGCCAAGCCCUUCAAGUGUGUCAGUCCCAGAGGGUCGUCUCUCAAGAUUGGUGAGAGGGCAGAGUUCCUGAACAAGUCGGCCCAGAAAAGCUCUCUGAAGCUGGCCCACUCCCCUGUGGUGUCUAAGAUCGGCAACAGGCUGGAGCAGUACACCUCAGCAGCCCAGAGGGAGAACAAGGACUCUCGCUCCCCUCGCUCCGGGGCGGUGGACCUGCCCAUGGUCACAGAUGGCAUCCGCAACAUCAAGAGCAUGUGGGAGAAGGGCAACGCGUUCACCUCCCCUGGGGGGGCAGGGGGAACCUUCAAGGAAGCAGCUGGGAUGAAGAUAGGCGUGGCCGGCCGCAUCAACGACUGGCUGAACAAAACCCCCGAGAGCAAGACCCCAGGAGGCCGGCCGGCGGACCUAAAGCCGGGUGAUGUCACCAACAAACGGAGUCUAUGGGAAAACAAAGGAGCUUCUCCUACCAAGGUGUCAGGCCGAGGAGAGGCUAAAUCAGUCACCAACGGCAUGGGACACUAAUGCUUCAGAGCGAUGAUGCAGGCGGGACCAAGACAAUCCUAGACUUUUCUUUACUACGUGCAUGUAACCAAAGCUGCCCUCCUUGUCCCAGCCACCCCUGCAGAGGAGAGGAGACAAGUCACAUCCAGGACUUGUGCUGGGAACCAACCAUCACAGCACACCACCUUUGCACAUUGAAUUGACCUUUCUAAAAGAAAACUAAAUGCUGUGAAAUUUGGACAUUUAUGAUUCUAUGAUAUUCUUUUUUUUUCUUUUUUUUUUUUGUUGAGAAAAAUAUUUUAUUUCAAACCUGCAGAAAGAAAGAAAAACUGACAUUUAAAUUAGAUGUAUCCCUUGACCCUCAAUCGUCUUUCAUUUGUUUUGAUGAGAUAGAGAUCGCUCUUAAAGAUGACUCCAUGUGUCAGUGUUUCAAAGAGGGUUCAACAUCCACUCUAUCAAAAACACUCCAUCUCGUCACCUUUAUUUAUAUUUCAGGCAGAAGCUUCACUCAUAGAUAUUUUAUACCUGGUCACCAAUUCAGGACAUGCAGACAUACAGGAAGCACUUCUAGAUCUAGCUUAUUUCACUUUUAUAUGUAUUAUCAUUAGUGCAACAAUGGUCUGAGUAAUAUAUGUUAGCAUAUACAUGUUUUUGAUAUAUGAAAAUCAUACUGUAACCUAUACUACAGCUUUAUACUCUAAAUGUUUUGCUUUUGUACUCAUAAAAUGACUACCAAUCAAGAAAGGGGAAAUCAAUGGAAAGUAAAGAAAUGAUAGAAACGUUGAGAAGGCCAAUAUAGCUUUUACUAUACUAUUGUCAUUAUAAUUUAUGUUUUUUUUUUUUACGUUUUUGUCUUUUUUUCUGAGCUUAUUUUUGUAACUUUUAUAUCUGUUGUUUGUAACUUUUUAAUUUACAGACACAUUCCACUUCGUACACAUUCCUCUGCCUACACACUCGUUUUGGGUUUAAGAGAUGAACUUCUGCAGGAAGUGACAUCACAGAGGGAACACACGCUCUGCUCUCAGAGAAACCUUGGAUCUCUUCCACUGCAGAUCUGUACACCAGCUGAACCAGAUCCAGCUGGACGAUUUAACCAUCCACUAUGGUCAUAGAUCUACUAUUUUACACUUUUGUAGCUUAGGUAUUAGUCAGUUUGGUCUCUGUUGGCUUGUCUAGGCAUUGGAAGCUUGUCCAGGCAUUGGACGCUUGUCUAGGCAUUGGAAGCCUUAGACAUAGGCACAGGCUAGUUACAUAGUACUGUAAACCAUUAAAUCAUCUUCUUGGCCUUGUAAUCUGACCACUGGUUAUAGCAUUUAAGCGCAAUGUACUCCUCUGCACUGUACUGUUGCCUGAUACUUACUAAGUGACGAUUUGGGUAACUGCAGUUUUUUUUAUACUUCACUUUCAGUAAUUUAGUUAAUUAUCUUUCACAUUCCAUUUUAAUUUUAUUGAAUUAAUAUUGCAUGACUUGCUUGGUUAAGGGUGUGGCAGGUUGUCAAAGGCAUUCGAUUGGUCGAUGAUUUGCGCUAUACUAUGACACAACUGUGACAAUCACAUUCCAUGACUUCUGGCGUCCAGCAAGGGGGAAGUCUGACCAAAAUCGUUUUUGUUGUGUUUCUGUAUGUGAUAUUAAUAAUAAUGUUAUUUUUCAUAUUUUUGCUAUUUGAUGUUUUUCUCUUUCUGUCUUUGUAUUUCCAUGUUAAACACCUGCAUGUAUAUGUAGAAACUAUGAACCUAUGUAGUGCUCACUAUCUGUAGUGUUCAGACCCCUCUAGUGUGGUGGCAGUAAUGGGUUGACCCAUGCUGAAUGAAUGUUUUAAACAUUGUACCGCUGACCCAGCAACAGAAAUAAAACCAUACAAAUAUUCAAA